AUGGACCGUCGGAGCUGGCUGUGGCGGCGCAAGUCGACGGACAAGAGCCCUGCAGAGACCGAGACCUCGGCGUCCUCUGCAUCCGAGAGGAUCACUGAUGAACAGGAUACUGCCAAGAGCUCUCCAAAUUCGACUCGGUCGCCGGAGAUCACAUCGAAGGAAUUGGAGGACGACAACAAUGUGAAGGUGAAGGUGUUGAGUGAGAGGCUGUCAUCCGUAGUUCUGGAUAUCCGUGCGAAGGAUGAUCUCGUGAAGCAGCAUUCCAAGGUUGCAGAGGAGGCUGUUCUAGGAUGGGAGAAGGCCGAGAAGGAGAUCGCGUCACUGAAGGCGCAGCUGAACGCUGCAACGGCCAAGAACUCUGCGCUGGACGACCGGCUCGUCCACCUGGACGGCGCCCUCAAGGAAUGCGUCCGGCAGCUCCGGCGCGCCAAGGACGAGCAGGACCAGACGGUGCAGGACGCGCUGGCACAGCAAGCGCGGCAGUGGGAGUCCCACAAGGCCGACCUCGAGCUGCGCAUUGUCGAGCUCACGGCGAGGCUGGAGGCCAAGUCCGAGCGCUCGAUGGCCGCCACCGACGGCGACACCGGUUCCAGGCUCGCCGCACUGGAGAAGGAGAACUCGGCGCUGAGGGUGCAGCUGCUCGCCAAGACAGAGGAGCUGGAGUUCAGGACGAUCGAGAAGGAGCUCAACCGGCGGGCCGCGGAGACGGCGAGCAGGCAGCAGCUGGAUGGCAUCAAGAAGGUGGCCAAGCUCCAAGCUGAGUGCAGGAGGCUGCAGGCCGCGGCACGGAGGCCCGCCGUCAACGUCGAGCUCAGACGUUCUCCGAGCUCGGCCGGCGCCGAGUCGGUCACGGACUGCCAGUCGGACUGCUCCGACUCAUGGGCCUCGGCCCUCAUCACCGAGCUCGACCAGUUCAGGAACGACAAGAGCGGUGCAAGCACCAGGACCGCGAGCCUCGCGACCGCGGACAUCGGCGUCAUGGACGACUUCCUCGAGAUGGAGAAGCUCGCCUCCGCGAACGGCUUGUCGAAAGGCGACGCAGUCGAGGACGCGAGCGGGCAGCUGGCGAGGCUCGAGGAGAAGGUCAGGAAGCUGGCAGCCGAGAAGGCCGAGCGGGAGAAGGCGCUGCACGAGGCUCAGCGCGAGCUGAGGACUUGCCGCCACCGGGUAAUGGUGGCAGACGAGAGAUCAGCUGAGCUGCAGCGGCAGCUGAACCUUGCCAAUGGCGAGAAACACGCCAUGGAGGCCGAGGUGGAGGCUGCUGAGGCGAAGAGAGGAGAGCUCGAGGGCAAGCUCGAGCUCGCCCAUGCCGAGAUCGCGGGCUUGCUAGACAAGGGGCGCAUUCUGGAGGAACGGCUCGAGUCUGAGAAGGCGCUGACGCUUGAGCUCGCAGCCAAGUACCAGGACAUGGAGGCGCUGGGGGCAGAGAAGAGGGAGUUGAGCGCUCAGCUGGAGACGUCACGGUCCGAAGCCAAGAAGCUCAGCGACAAGAUCACCCUGAUGGAGAGGAAACUGGGGGUGGAGAAGGCCUUGUCGAUCCGGCUGGCGACGAAAUGCCAUGGCAUUGAUGCUCUGGAAGCAAAGAAGAAGGGCGUCGAGCUCGAGCUGGAGUCUGCACGCGAGGAAAUCGCUUUGCUGCAAAAGAAGGCUAGUAGCUUGGAACUGCGAGUCGAGGAAGAGAAAGCGUCGUCUGCUGCACUGGCAAUGCGGUGCCAAGAACUGGAGGAGCUUAGAUCCCAGCUGGAGUUUUCGAACUCACAGAUCGUUGAGCUCAAUGAGAAGGUUAAAAAGCUCGAGGAUGUAAUUGAGAAACAGAGGCCAGUGACGGUGGAAUUAGAGUCUCAGCUUCAGUCGAGGCACGCUGAAAUCAGCAGCUUGAAGGAGGAUAUAAGCCUGUUGCAGAAGAUGCUGGAGAGCCAGAAGAACCUGUCAUCAGCUUACAUAUCUGCACUGGGUGCUUCUGAAACUGAGAAGAAAGAGCUGGCUAGUCGGUUCGAGCUCAGAGAGAAGGAAGCCGAAGAAUUACGUGGGAAGAUGAGUUUGCUGGAGGAACAGAUCCAUAAAGAGAGGGCACAGUCAUCCGAGCUUGUGGUAAAAUGUCAGAAGAUGGAGGAACAGAUCUCCUGCAGAUCCCUUCUGGGACACCAACCAGUGAAAUCUGUGGCAGUCAAAGAUCUUCAGAUCAGAAAGGAGACAGAGCUGGCCAAGGCUGCAGGGAAACUGGCCGACUGCCAGAAGACGAUAGCUUCACUGAGCAGCCAGCUGAAAUCCCUGGCCGAUUUCGAUGAAUUCCUCCCCGAAACCGAGACCAGUGGUGCUGACUCAGCCGACGCCUGGGACAGCGAUCUGAAGCUGCUCCAUCCUGCAACUGCAAAUGUACGAUAUCUUCCAGCUUCCCCCAGCCAAGAUUCAGGUUGGAGUCUUUUCUCUGCUACCAUACCUCCUGAGGCCCUUGAGAUUACCCGCAAGUUCAUGAAUAAGCCACUGAGAAUCCUCAUGAAGAGAGAUGAUCUGACCAUUGUCGUCAGUAAAACCAGGGGUACUCAAUUUUUGUUAAGAACUUUCCUUUUGAAGCAACUGUUUGAAAUGGUUGAACAGGAGUUCAACAAGUUUGGUGCUAUUAAAUCUGGUGGUAUACAAGUCAAAUGCCAGGAUAACGUCUUUGUCCAACUGAUCUGCACAAUUCAAUACCGUGUUGUCAAGGAAAAUGCAGAUGAUGCAUUCUAUGAGUUGCAGAAUCCCCAACAGCAAAUUCAGGCCUACGUCUUUGAUGAUUAUGGUUACAGCAUUGAGCACAUUCUCAUGGUUGAUAUCAUCCCUGACGCUGCUGUUCUCAAAGGGAUGAACGAUAUAAAUGCAGACAUGCAAUCCUACCAAUCUGACAAUGACCAUUCCAGAUUACCAUCUCCUACAUCGAUGAAGCCCACCAUACGAGAGGCAGGUGCAGCUUGCAGAUUACGGGUUCACGUGUACAUGCUUGAAAUGCCAAGAAGACAUCGGUCUGAAAGGAGAUCUCUGCUUGAAUUCUGCGGCAUUUGUUGA
Molecule: messenger RNA, 3042 nt
Organism: Miscanthus lutarioriparius
Lineage: Eukaryota; Viridiplantae; Streptophyta; Magnoliopsida; Poales; Poaceae
Source: the annotation of a GenBank genome assembly